AACGUUGGUAUUUCAGGAAGAAAAAUAAAAGAGUGGGAGAUCGGAUAUAAAGACGUGUCGUGCUUCGCGAAGAUAGAAACCGAUUUCAUCAUGUGGAAGCAUCGAGCUAUAGGCCUUCUGGCCUUACUGGCCAUUCUAGUAUCUGUUCAUGCUGAAGUAUCGUUUCUUUCUUAUACGAAGAAGAUCCAUGAUCCAGUAAUAAAUACUCUUCGCGAAAAGAGAGGUGCUGGAUAUGGUGGAGGUUCCGGUGCAUACAGUUCAGCAAGCAGCUCUGCCAACGCUAAUGCAUAUGGUAGUGGUGCAAACAGUUAUGCAAGCUCAAGUGCACAAGCUAGUGCACAAGCAGGAGGAAAAUCGUCAGCCCUAUCCAGCGCCAAUGCCAACGCUGGAGCAGGUGGAUAUGGUGGUGGAUUAGGAGGUGGCGGUGGUCAUGGUGGUGGCGGCGGAUUAGGAGGUGGUAGUGGAUUAGGCGGUGGUCACGGAGGAGGAUUGGGCGGCGGUGGUUGUGGAACUGGUGGUUGCGGAGGUGGUAGCGGAUCCGGUGGAUAUGGAGGUGGUGGAAGCGGAGGAGGUGGAUAUGGAGGUGGUGGAAGCGGAGGAGGUGGAUAUGGAGGUGGCGGAAGCGGUGGUUAUGGAGGUGGUGGAAGUGGAUUAGGCGGAGGUCAUGGUAGUAGUGGAGGCGGUGGUUACGGAGGCGGUGGAAGCGGAUUAGGAGGUGGUAGCGGAUUAGGCGGAGGUCAUGGAGGUGGCGGAAGCGGUGGUUACGGAGGUGGCGGAAGCGGAAGUGGUGGCUAUGGAGGUGGCGGAAGCGGAAGUGGUGGCUACGGAGGUGGCGGAAGCGGAAGCGGUGGUUAUGGAAGUGGCGGAAGCGGCGGAUAUGGAGGUGGAAGUGGAUUAGGCGGUGGUCAUGGAGGAGGAUUAGGCGGUGGUGGUUGUGGAAGUGGUGGUUGCGGAGGUGGAAGUGGAUCUGGUGGAUACGGUGGUAGCGGAGCCGGUGGAUACGGAAGUGGGGGUAGUGGAUCUGGUGGAUAUGGAGGUGGUCCUGUAAAAGGCACACCAAUCGGCGGAGGUUACGGCGGUGGUGGUGGCCAAGGUGGUGGUGGAGGUUUCGGUGGCGGUUCUGGUGGUGGUUACGGUGGUAGUGGUGGAUACGGAGGUGGAAGUAGUGGUUCCGGUGGAUAUGGUGGUGGAUCGGCAGGUUCUGGUGGAUAUGGAGGAAGUAGCGGCGGAGGUCAUGGAGGAGGUGGAGGACUCGGUGGAGGUCUUGGUGGAGGCCUCGGUGGUGGAGGUGGACACGGUGGAGGACUUGGUGGAGGCUUAGGUGGAGGUUUAGGAGGAGGUUUAGGUGGAGGUUUAGGUGGAGGUUUAGGUGGAAGUGGAGGUGGAUAUGGUAGUGGUGGUGCUAGUGCAAGUGCAAAUGCACAAGCUAGUGCUAACGCAGGAAGCUCUGGUGGAGGUGGUGGUUGUGGUGGAAGCUGCAAUGGUGGCUAUGGUGGUCAUGGUGGUCAUGGCCCUGGUACAGAUAUAUUCUCUCGUAUUGGUGGCAUAGACGAAGGAGCAAAUCAAAGUGGUAGCGUGCAAGGUGCAAAAGGUGUUUACAGCAGUAGUGCCGCAAAUAUUGAUUCGACCGGCAAAGGAUCUUAUAAAGUAUCUGCUGGAAAAAUCCCAUAAAUUACGAAAAUGGAGAUUGGAGAAUUCGCCGAAGAACUUUUAAAAUUUAAACAACUAUCUUUUUAACUCGAUAGAAUAUAUGUACUUAUAUAUCUUUUUUUUUCGGCACGAUUUACGGUGCUAGAAACAAUCUAAUAAAAAACAUACAGGAUUUGUUAUGUGAUAUUUUCUAUAAUCAUAUUAGAAAUACUCGACCAAAUACUCUUUAAAAGUAAGACAAGCGGAACCCUAAUUUUAUCUGUAAAUGUAAAAAGUUCCAAUGAAUUCAAAAUUUUAAUUGUUACAAACAUGUAUUUAUAAAUUAAAUACACAUUAUAAAAGAAA
Molecule: messenger RNA, 1995 nt
Organism: Vespula vulgaris
Lineage: Eukaryota; Metazoa; Arthropoda; Insecta; Hymenoptera; Vespidae
Exons: 5
Coding region: 91-1671 (526 amino acids)
Source: RefSeq, a predicted model, not a curated record